This is a messenger RNA of Triticum turgidum subsp. durum (durum wheat), 1050 nucleotides long. The record is from the annotation of a GenBank genome assembly. NCBI's taxonomy places the organism in Eukaryota, Viridiplantae, Streptophyta, Magnoliopsida, Poales, Poaceae.
AUGGCCGACGAGGAGGCGUGCAUGUUCGCGCUGCAGCUGGCAAACUCGGCGGUCCUGCCUAUGGCGCUCAGGACUGCCAUCGAGCUGGGCCUUCUCGAGACCCUCGUGGGCGCCUGCGGGAAGGCGCUGACCCCGGAGGAGGUGGCCGCGAAGCUGCCGUCCGCCAACCCGGACGCGGCGUCCAUGGUGGAUCGCAUCCUGCGCCUGCUGGCCUCGUACAAUGUCGUGUCGUGCGUGGUGGAGGAGGGCGAGGACGGCAGCCUCUCCCGUCGGUACGGCGCCGCGCCGGUGUGCAAGUGGCUUACCAUCAACGAGGACGGCGCCUCUCUGGCCCCGUUCGCCCUCCUUGCAACGGACAAGAUGCUCAUGGAGUCAUGGUGCUACAUGAAGGACGCAGUCCUUGACGGAGGCAACCCGUUCGUCAAGGCCUUCGGGAUGACGGCGCGUGAGUGCAACGGCAAGGACAUGCGCCUGAACCGCGUCUUCAACGAGGCCAUGACGCACCAUUCCGGCAUCAUCACCGGCAAGUUCCUCGAGCUGUACACAGGUUUUGAUGGCAUCGGCACCCUCGUCGACGUCGGCGGCAGCGUCGGCACCCUCAUGCACGCCAUCGUCUCCAAGUACCCGAGCAUCAGGGGGAUCAACUUCGACCUCCCCUUCGUCAUCGCGCACGCGCCGGACUACCCCGGCGUGCAGCACGUGGCCGGCGACAUGUUCGAGAGCGUGCCCUCCGGCGACGCCAUCGUCAUCAAGUGGGUCCUCAACGGCCUGAGUGACCAGCAGUGCGCGACGCUGCUCAAGAACUGCUACGACGCCCUGCCGGCGCACGGCAAGGUGGUCAACCUGCAGUGCAUCCUGCCGGUGCACCCGGACGCGACGCACAGCGCGCAGGAGGUCAUCAGCGUCGACGUUAGCAUGCUCGCCUACAGCGUCGGCGGCAAGGAGAGAUACCUGAGGGACUUCGAGAAGCUUGCCAAGGGCGCCGGGUUUGCCGGCGUCGAGGCCACCUACAUCUACGCUAACUUCUGGGCCAUCGAGUACACCAAGUAG